Molecule: messenger RNA, 2746 nt
Organism: Suillus fuscotomentosus
Lineage: Eukaryota; Fungi; Basidiomycota; Agaricomycetes; Boletales; Suillaceae
Product: SPX-domain-containing protein
Exons: 16
Coding region: 1-2460 (819 amino acids)
Cellular component (GO): fungal-type vacuole membrane; vacuolar transporter chaperone complex
Source: RefSeq, a predicted model, not a curated record
AUGUCGUUUGGAAGGAAGAUCACGACUAACCUUUAUGAUGAAUGGAGACCCUUCUACAUCGACUACAAUUUGUUGAAACGUGAACUCAAGUCUCGUACCGCCUCUCACAUCUGGGACGACAAAGAUGAACGUGAUUUCACCGCCAUGCUGAAACAGGAGCUCGAUAAAGUUUAUGAUUUCCAGAAACAAAAGACCGCUGAGUUAUCUCGCCGUAUACGGGAUGCUGAAAAGGACGUUCAAAAACUCGUCGCUCAAGAAUCUUCUCCAUCUUCUUCCGAGGCACUCCCUUCCCAUUCCUCUGACCCAGAAUCGCAUCAAGCACGCCCUUCGGACUAUGGACCCGACGAAGGCUCCGAUGACGAUGAUGAUAUGGACGAUAACCAAUCUGAUGCUUCGCUCGAAGACCUCUUUCACGGCCUUCAAGAAGAAGUCGCUACCCUCGUAGCAGAUGUUCACGACUUGGCGUUGUACACUAAGUUGAAUAUCACUGGUUUUCUUAAAAUUUUAAAGAAACACGAUAAAAUAACAAACUUUCCGCUGAAACCUACGUUUAUUCAACACUAUCUUGAGGAAAGGCCCUUCUAUAAAUACAAUUGGGACAUCUUGAUCGUCAAGUUAUCCAAGCUCUACGACCUGGUCCGCACUCGAGGACAUCCUGUACAGGGCGAUUCAAGCGCAGGCGGGAACCAAAGUGCCUUUGUACGUCAGACGACAAAGUAUUGGGUGCAUCCAGAUAACCUCGUUCCACUGAAACUGGCCAUUUUACGACAUCUACCCGUUCUCGUCUUCAAUGCCGAAAAGGAAUUCGAACAGAAGGACGCUGCUAUCACUUCAAUAUACUUCGACAAUGAGGAUCUUGAACUUUACCUCGGUCGACUGGAGAAGACAGAGGGUGCCGAAGCUAUCCGUCUCCGGUGGUACGGCGACACAGAUGUGAAAACCAUUUUCGUAGAGCGUAAGACGCACAGAGAGGACUGGACAGGUGAAAAGUCCGUCAAGGCGCGUUUCCCAAUCAAAGAAAAUCUCGUGAACGCUUUUCUGCGCGGAGAAUAUACCAUGGACGCGGAGCUCCAGGCUCUAGUUGAGAAAGGCAAGAAGACACAAGCCGACGUCGAUUCCAUGAUUCAGCUUGCAAGCGAAGUUCAGUAUCGUAUUCUUACGAAGCAGCUCCACCCGGUCAUGAGGACGUUUUACAACCGAACUGCGUUCCAGCUCCCAGGAGAUCCUCGUGUACGGAUAUCACUUGAUACGGAACUCACGAUGGUCCGCGAAGACAACUGGGACGGACAGACGCGUACUGGCGAUAACUGGCGGCGAACCGACAUUGGGAUCGACCAUCCUUUUGACCAGGUGUUAGCGGCGGAUAAAGAGCUUUUCAAGUAUGGGGUUUUAGAAGUCAAACUUCAGACUCAGUUUGGACAAGAACCUCCCAAGUGGGUGACGGAUCUGGUCCAGUCACAUCUUGUCGAAGCUGUUCCCAAGUUCAGCAAAUUCAUCCAUGGCUGCGCUACCCUACUGCCUAAUCGCGUAGAUCUCGUGCCGUUCUGGCUGCCUCAAAUGGACACGGAUAUCCUUAAGCCCAAUACUGGAUACCUCACAGUCGAGCGUCCGACAAAGAGUACUCCUGAUUUUCAGUCCGGUAUUCUCUCGCCCAUCUCGCCCGUUUUGCCGGUACACUCCUAUGUUGAGCCUGUCUCUGAAGGGGAAGAAGAUGAAGAGAUGGACUUGGCGCCUGCUAGAGACGAGUUUCGGCGCACGGGGCUGCCGCAUGAGGACGUUGCGGCUGCUAUCGCGUUUCGUGAAAAGUCGCUCAAGGAACGUGAACCUGCAUCUCAGUCCAGGGGGAGCAGCAGCACUCCUGAAGUGGUAUACGACGAACGCACGCCAUUGUUGAAGUUGCCACAGCCUCCGAGGGCGGAGAGGAAUGUGUCGAUUGACCCCCUUGCGCCGUCUUCUGCGUUCGAUGAGCGUCUGCGUGAGCGUUUACAUGCGAAUAAGAAUGUGCCGCCACGUGUACAGGACGGUGAGGUGCAGGAGGCUUUAGGCCUGGACGAGGAAAAUCUGCGAGAGGAGGACCGUUUAUUAGUGAGAGACUGGCGUGCGCCAUCUGGCAAGCGGAUUGCAGUGCCUGUUCGUAUCGAGCCCAAGGUGUAUUUCGCAAACGAGCGCACGUUCUUGAAAUGGUUGAGCUUUGCGGUGCUGAUCGGCACUAUCGCUACGACGUUAUUGAACUUCGUACCUGCAGAUGAUCCGCGGGGCCUGAUUAGUGCUGCGCUAUUCACUCUGGCUGCGCUGCUCGCGAUCGCCUAUUCAGCGAUCAUCUUCGUGUACCGAGCGCUUCGUCUGCGUGCCCGAUCUGCGGAAGGGCUUUAUUAUGACAAGUACGGACCGACUAUUCUUUGCUUUGUGCUGUUGGCUGCGCUGGGGACCAACAUUGGGUUGAGGGUGGCGGAUAUGUGAUGGCAUAGGGAUGAGCCUUGGACGCUGGUAAUAUACAGCUGACGUGAGGAACUCAUUUCCUCUUUAAGGUCUGUCCUACAGGAGCUUAGCCGCAAUGAACUAUUUUUGUUUCCAAUUCCAUGUGAUCGUCGUCGCACUGCGCAGGGGACGUCGACCAGAUCUCAAAUCAAUCAAAUACUGAUUCAUCGCCAUGUACAGCAUGGCCAGAAAUCAGUGAUAUUCAUGUUACAAAAUGUGUUCAUAUUUGGUGCCAACACUGCUUCUGCCAAAGAUGGAAUCUAUCUAC